Astyanax mexicanus (Mexican tetra) is the source of this 8042-nucleotide messenger RNA. RefSeq names its product calcium channel, voltage-dependent, gamma subunit 3b (gene cacng3b). Gene Ontology annotation, cellular component: postsynaptic density membrane; AMPA glutamate receptor complex. Gene Ontology annotation, biological process: neurotransmitter receptor internalization; calcium ion transport; regulation of AMPA receptor activity. The record is from RefSeq and is a predicted model, not a curated record. The coding region runs from base 1094 to 2023 and encodes 309 amino acids. Gene Ontology annotation, molecular function: voltage-gated calcium channel activity; channel regulator activity. Lineage: Eukaryota; Metazoa; Chordata; Actinopteri; Characiformes; Acestrorhamphidae. The transcript is spliced from 4 exons.
GCUGCAGUACAGACAUGAAGAGACGUGUUGCACUCAGCAGAGCAGACAUAAGCAGCACAAACAGGCGCAGCUGUGCUGCACUCAACACGCAGACAGACUCAGCUGCCUCAGUGUCAUUCAGCAGCAGCGCAGACAGCGGCGGGAGCGGCGCGAGCGGCAGGGGCUGCUGUCGGUGGGCGUUGCUGAUCGCUGCUGAUCGCUGCUGCUGAUCGUCGCUUUAGCGCUUCGGAUUCCGAAGGAUCGCGAGAGCAACGGACCUGCGCGCGCGGCGGAGAGACGUGCGGAGCGCAAGCAAAGGGGGUUUCUCCUGUUUCUAUCAUCAACACUGUGAGAGCGUGCCUUCAUUACAUCACACACAUCCGACUGCCCGCGUACGGAGAGCGAUUCAGGAGAGCAUGCUCGCGCGGGAAAAGCACGAGCGGAUCCACCGAGGGGGAUCGUCUCUGUCCAGCUCUCUCCAGCGCGCUGGAGACACGGCGCUCUAAGGCACGCGCGCUGGAGGCUGUUGUUUACUGCUGGAUUAUAAGUGUUUGUUUGUGUUGGGGAGAGAAUACAGAUAAGGGAUUGAUUGAUGCUUAUUGGCGGUUGAUAUGCGCGCGGAAUGAGGUGGAAAUAGCUUGGAAAUAAAGUAGCCUAAAGCUUUUGGAGAAGAGAUGAUGCUCCUCAGCAUAGAAGAACACAUCUAGCUCUCUCUCUCAUUCUCUCUCUCUCUCUCUCUCUCUCUCUCUCUCUCUCUCUCUCUCUCUCUCUCUCUCUCUCUCUCUCUCUCUCUGUCUCACAACCCUUCAUCCUGAGAGCGAUGGAGACGAUUUAGACAGUUUGGACAGUGAAUGGCACGCGACCACCAGAGCUUCCUCUUCUCCAGAGCUUCCUCCUCCUCCUCCUUCAGCUCAGACUGUAGUGUAGAAGUUGUCUCUCUAGAAGCAGAAGAGACCCUGCAGAAGCCCCCGUCACAGAUAAUGCGCGUGCGUGUGUGCGAGGUGUACCGGGCAGGUUAAGGAGGUCCGUCCUUAUACCCCCGCACCCCGCCCCCACCUCCCCCCGCUGUGUUUUUCGCUCGUGGCCGUGAUCUCCAUUCUGAAAUGAGUCGAAGAUGCUGAUGUGCGACCGAGGUGUUCAGAUGCUCAUCACCACCGUGGGCGCGUUCGCUGCCUUCAGCCUCAUGACCAUUGCUGUGGGCACGGACUACUGGCUGUACUCCAGAGGAGUGUGCCGGGUCAAGAGCAACAACGAGAACGAGACCAGUCGGAAGAACGAGGAGGUGAUGACCCACUCCGGCCUGUGGAGGACCUGCUGCCUGGAGGGAACGUUUCGGGGAGUGUGUAAAAAGAUUGAUCAUUUUCCGGAGGAUGCUGAUUAUGAACAGGAUACAGCUGAGUAUCUACUGCGUGCAGUCAGGGCAUCCAGUAUCUUCCCCAUCAUGAGCGUGGGAUUGUUAUUUAUGGGUGGGCUCUGUGUGGCAGCCAGUGAGUUUUACAGGAGUCGGCACAACGUCAUCCUGAGCGCUGGAAUAUUCUUCGUUUCUGCAGGCCUCAGCAACAUCAUCGGAAUAAUUGUCUAUAUAUCCGCCAACUCUGGAGACCCUGGUCAGAGCGACUCCAAGAAGAGCUACUCCUACGGCUGGUCCUUCUACUUUGGGGCACUGUCCUUCAUCAUGGCGGAGAUGGUGGGCGUGCUGGCGGUUCACAUGUUUAUCGAGAAGCACCGCAAGCAGCGUGCCAAAUCCCGCACUGAGCUCAUCAAGAAGUCAGCCUUCAGCCGGAUCCCCAGCUACCGCUACCGCUUCCGCCGCCGCUCCAGCUGCCGCUCCAGUGAGGCUCCGUCCAGGGACGCCUCCCCAAUCGGCAAGAGCGGAUACACUGGCCCUGCCGCCGCCGACAUCUCCAUGUACACGCUGACCCGGGACCCCGCCAAGGCCGGAGUGGGAAACCUGCUAAACUCGGAGAGGGAGUUCCUCCAGCCACACAACUCCAACUCUAAAGACUUUAAGGACGCGGCAAGCCGGAGAACCACACCCGUUUGAAUUACCAGAACGGAAGUGAAACAGGGUUUAAGGGUGAAUCCAAGCACAACGGAAGUGCCGUGGCCAAGACAUUACGACCAGGAACUUGAGCUGGACGCCCGCAGUGGCAGGAAGAGUAGGCUAGCAUGCUAGUAUGCUAGAAGCUAAUAAAGACCUGCCAUAAACCCUCUUCCUAUAAGAACAUGUACACUGGCAGUCAAGAGGAAUUGCUGGGGGGGUUUGUUCUCCCUCAGAAACACCAAAAAUAUCAUCAGGAGUAGAUGCUCAGCGCUCAGUAGUGUUCUGUAGCUUCACCUCACCCCAUUUGAUCAUAGUUAGUGGAAGUGGUUUUAGUAAGAGGAGGGUCUAUACUCUUUUAUAUAGAUCCACGGCAAACCAGAACCAUAAAAGAGGCUGAACUUAGUUUACUGUAAAAAGAUUUCUAGUGUGUAAAGAAAAGCUCUUGUAGAGGGCAGCUUAAAAAAAUUGGAUGCUUAAAUGGGUCUUUGCUUGGUUGGUUAAAGACAGAUUUAACAGUCUGGUGGGAAACCUUUUGUAGAUGGUUAUAUAUAUAACCUUUUUAAAAAUUCUAUUAUUUAACACCAAAAUCACUGUGGCUUUUUUGCUUAGUGUGCACUGUAAAAAGGGUUCUUAGUCAGGACAAUGUUUCUGUAUGGAACCACAAUGGCCCAAAUAAUUAUUUGGCUGUUUAAAGGGUUCUUUACUGUUAAAACCUCUUUAUAAAUAAGGAUGAGGAUAGCUUUAUAUCAACUUUUAAAACGGUCUGUGUAGCACCAAACAGAGUUACACCCAAUUGUUUUAAGUGGAAUGACCGCCACACCUUUUUGCUUAGACACUCUUAAAAAAGGGUUCUGCAAGAGUUUGGUAGUUAUAGUGAGGGCCCUAUAUAAAACCACAAGAGCUCAAAUAACCAUUUGCAGCUAAAAUGGUUCUUUGACUGAAUAAAGCAUUCUUCAAAUUGGUGAAAAGAACUAUGACUGCAAGUCAACAAAAGAGUUUCAGUACUCUACACAAUUCACUUUGCUUGUAAUGCACUGAAUAUCAGCUCUGCUACAGUUAUUUAUAAGGGCCAUGGUUCCAAGGCAGCUCAAAGGAACAGUGAGAGCAGAAAUGUUUCUUUGUCUGAUUAAAAUGUUUUUUAGGCUGGUGGGGAACUUUUCUGUGUGUAACCCAGGAAUUUUUGUGCCACCAGAAAAAGCACUUGUGUAGAGUGUCAGUUUUGAUGUUUGGGGUUUAUUAUGCUUCAGGGUGACAAAGCAGGAGCCAAAAAAACUUUAACUUUAUGUGAGUGGAAUUAAUCAAUGUAGAACAGAAUUAGAGCUUUUUAGAACCAAUUUACAACACCUUGGGCCCAUUGGUUCUUAAAGCAGAAUAUUCUUUUAAAAUUCUAUUGAAUUUGCAUAUCAGAAUCGGAAACGAGCAUCACAGCUGUGAGAAUUUCCCUCUCUGAACAGCAUUUAGCAUUGUUGUCACUGUCACUAGGGUUAAAAUCAUUUGCUCAAAUUGACUAACUUUAAAGCCUCUUUCAGGAAUUUUCUGGAUAAUUUUGUGGUUUCCCUGUGGAUUUGGAGGACAAAUCCGUUUCAACAUGAUAAACAGUCACUGUGUGCACUCCAAGUGAUUCCGUUUGACUGCCAGCGUAUGAAUAUAGAUAGUAAAUAUUAGAUCAUUGGUGCUUCCUUUUAUUCCUCAUUUCUUUUGAGUGGGUUUGUUUUCCACCGAGAGUGUUAAUCCAACACGUUCCCUCCCUCCUUCGCUCCACUCCAGUGGGCGAGCCAACUCUUCUCUCCUCAAAGUCACUCUGACAGAAACUGCCAUUGGAAUUCAUGAACUGUGAAGAUUAGCCCAGUGAGACUGUGAGAGACACAACCUUUUCCAAGCCCUUCUCCGUGGGAGUGAAAGGGAGGGGCUGGCAAAGGGGGUUGUUGAAUUUCUGUUUUGUUUAUUUUCUGACAGACAAACUGACCUGCUGUCCCUCCCCUGGCCUUACGGACAGCUGCUGGUGAGUGCCUUGUCACACUCGUGCGAUUGUAAACAGCAGCGUCGUUUUUUUCGUCCUGGGCUGAGUGUGUUAAACCCCGCCCUCAGUGCCAUCUUCCCCAGGUUCAUUAUUCAUGCACCCACACUUACACACACAUUUUUACACACACACACACACUAACACACAUUUGCACACACACUUACACACACAAAGGGACUCUCACACGAACACACACACACACAGACUCUAACACUAGCACACACUGAAACACAGCAGGCAGGGGCAGAUUCAUCAAUUCUGGGCAAAGACAAGAAUGGGAUCCUUAUAGUUGAGAUUAAAAUUAUUCAACUCCACUGCAGUAAAGUGUUUUAGCAGAUGUAACAUUUAUUGUUUAUCUUCUUAACAAUCAGAUCAAAUAUGGACUUGUAUAAUGCAACUUAAAUGACAACAAUAUUUUUUUCUGAUACAACAACAAAUGUCCUUUUUGUGAUUUCCUCAUCGACGAAAAUUAAAAGAUUUCCUUAAAGAUUUCCACUCUUCGGAACAGAAGUUUCCGUCAGGUGUUUUCAAUCAGGCAUUAAAAAGCACCUGUAAAUGUGAAUAGGACCAUAAUGGCCAGCAAUUUAGCAGAUUUAAAAGGUCUUAGAUACUCAGCUACUCCUAGACAGUUAAUGGUGUCUCAGCAACAUGUUGAAGUCCAGGGAAUGACCAGCGAGAUGAAGGCCUCCGUUCCAGAACUCCCAGGUGCACCCCCCUUGCUGACUCCAAAGCAUAAGAAGAGUUGAAUACAGUAUGCAAAAAACAUGUGGACAAACCACAAAGGUUUUGGGAUGCUGUUCACUGGAGUGAUGAGAUCAACUUGGAUCUUAAAGGGUCCAUGGCUGGGCAAUAUGUCUGGAAGAGGAAAAACAAAGCUUAUACAAAAAAGAACACCUUGCCUACUGUGAAGCAUGGUGGUGGAUCAGUCAUGCUCUAGGGCUGUUUCGCUUCUUUAGCUACAGGGAAUCUCUACCACAGGAAGAUACCAUGAAUUCAGUUACCUUGGGUGGAAAUGUCUUGCAGACCUAAAGUGUGCAGUUGCAACACGCAAGCCCAAGAAUGUCAAAGAACUGGAGGCCUUUGCUCAUGAAGAAUGGGCUAAGAUACCUGUUGAUCACUGCAAGAAACUUGUUGUACUAAUGUACUAAGUACUAAUUAUGUCUAUUAUACAAGUCCUUAUUUGAUCUGAUUGUGAACAAGAUAAAAAAAUAAAUGUUAAAUUUAAUAAGUGGAGUUGAAUCAUUUUGACCACAACUGUAAAUUUACAGUAUUUCAAUUUGGACUCUUUUUCUUUCCCUUUUAAGUACUUCCCGGUUCUGUCACUACCUACAACCUUGCCCUAUUACAAAAUGCCACCAAAACUGGGAGGGUGAAGGCUAGCACAUUUUCUCAAACUGACGCUAGCACACCAACACUGGAGCUUAACACACUUGGAGGAAAACAUUAACUGCUAAUCAUGUUACAUCAGCUGGAGUAAGAAUUGGUGUGUGUUACACAUAAUAGAUAGUGUUAUAUAUUAAUAGGUUACUUAAAACAUUUUUUAAAUUUUGUUUAUACAUAUAAUAUAAUAUAUAGUAGGAGCUUUGGACCAUAGAGGCCCUUUGGUUCCAAUAAGCCCCCUUGGAUCUCUAGAACUUUUAACUACUGAGAACCUUUUUUGGGGGGGACCUUUGACUUAAAGGGACCCUUGAUUCCUGAGGGCAUUUGGCUUUUAGAGCCCUUUGAUCCUUGGAGAACUUUGGUUUCUGAGCCCUUGUCUUAUGAGUGCUCUUGGUUCCUUGACUUCUGGUGACUCUAAGCUCCUUUAUGCACUUGGAACCCUGGGCUCCUGUAGGCCUUUGGCAUCUGGGUAUGCUUUUCUCCUGGGGCCCUGAGCUCCCUGAGCUCCUGGAUGCCAAUGGCUAUUGAUGGCAUUUGGUUCCUGAGAUCACUGAUUUUUUUUAGGUUCUUGGCAUUUGAGGGCCUUUGAAUUAUGGUGGUCUCUUUCUUUACCCAGUGUAAGGUCUGCCCCUGCCAAUGCAUAUCAUCACCCUCCUGUCCACCUCCCAGCCAGCUGCAUGCCAUCCUUCCACAUCGUACACUCCAUUACCCACCACUUUUAUAACAGGGUUAUAAGCACUUGCUAUUAAACAUCAUCUUAAGCCCACCUCAGCCCUAGGUAUAGCGUUUUUCUGUUUGUUUUUUUUAUUCACUGUUAUUUAAGAAACAGGGAUUUGUUUGUUUGUUCUCGUCACACACCAAUAUAUUAUAGGGGGUUGGUUUGAGUCCUGUGUAUCAAAAUGAUUAAAAUUGUAUUUAUUAUUCCAGAUAAUCUUAUUCUCACAGUUGUAAGAGAUUAGUGACUGCCUGCUGAGAGUAGACUGCAUUCAUUUAGUAGAGUUAAAAUAGAAACAGAAUAUUUUAGAAGUUCUCUGUACAUUGGGAAUUUUAAUGGAGGGUCAGGAGUCCGAGGGCGGACUGAGAACAGUUUUCCACACAGCAUCAGCAGUUUAUCUCGCUUUAGGGGACUCCAGGGCCUCGCACACUCGGUGGAUGGAUCAAACUGUGAUGGGGUGAAGCCCCCUGUCGGCUCUUUGGCUUCUUAAUCUCCGCCACAGUGCAGGUAAAGAACGUUCCUAAAGAGUUCAUCAACUGUGAGAAGAAAACACACCUGUAGUGAAACACUUUUAGAAACUGUAUGCACUGUAGAGCCAUUCAGUAUGACACUAACUUCUUCUAACAAGUACAAAUAUAUGUGAUGUAAAUACAAAAGUAUUAUUAUUAAAUUAUAAUAUGGUACUUUAGUUGUUCGAUUAAUAUCAUGACUCCAAGGGCUUUUGAUUUUUAAAUAAUUUGAGCUUUACAAGGGCUUCAAAAUAGUUAGAAUCCAACUGAUGGAAACAAUAGUUUUGCCCAAGGAAGCAUUUAAACCACAAACACAAUUCCAUGCGCUACCUGUUCAUUUUCAUGUAUGCAAAAGACUGUAAUGGCCAAAUGAGAAAACUGUUAUGAAUUCAAUAUCGCAAUUUAGUCUGUUCUACAUCACCAGUGAAUGGAGAUAUCCAGUGAAUGGAGACAUCUCUUUAUUCGCUGGUGAUGAAGGUGGAUGUUUUAUAAAGCCAUGCAGCUCCAGAUUUUUGCAGAGCUAAUAAUUUAUCUGCCAUACGUUCUUACGGGGUGUUUAACGUAUUUACACUGGCCUCAAAAUUUACAUUAGUCUUGUCUUAUUUGGGUCAUCCUAUACAUCACCAUUGGUUUCUGUGGACCCUAGACUCAUGUGAGGCCUUGGUUUCUGGGGAACCUUGAAUCCUGUGAAGCAUUUGUUUCUGGAGACCUUUGGUUUCUGGGAAUCUUUGGUUUCUGGAAAUCUUUGGUUUCAGGAAAUCCACGGCUAUUAUAGACCCUUGACUUCUGAGAGCCUUUGGUAUUAAGGCGUCUCAUUUUAUUUGCUUUGUCUCAUCGUUACAUAUAUGACCUGUGUAUGUAAUUCCGCCCAACAAGAACGUUCACUGAGGGUUACUGUUGUAGUUGAGUUGGGUUUUGUUUUGUGUUGUAAAGUUGUGCUGUUCUAAGUGUUGAAACAAGAGUUGGUGUUGCGGGGUUCCACAGGGGUGUAUCAUGGGUCCUGUUUCAUAUUUGUGUGUUUUCUUUUUGUUUUUUUUUGUUUCCUACCCCGCUCUCACUUAGGCCACCUAGUGCCUGUUGAUCCUGCCUUGACAGAGCCUUCCUCAGCAGGCUGCUCUUCUUCCUCACUUCAUCACAUCCAAAUGUUCGUUCUACUUCACCUGGACUGUUACUUAACAGCACAGACCCUCCCUCUGGCUGGAGGCCCAACUGACCACCAUGCAGGCCUACAGUCAAUGUUGUGCAUGACCUCUCUCUCAACGAAGGCAGCAGUCUCAGCUUGAAACAUACUGUAGAAAAAGCACACCUUUUAAAUACUGUAGUGGAAAUAAUUAAGGGUAUUAUAGCCAGAGAAAUAUUUAAAACUUAGAAAAUAAACUCAAUUUUGAAAAAUUA